AUGAGAAUUAAGAAGAAGAACACCAGAGGUAAUGCCAGAAACUUUAUCACCAGAUCUCAAGCUGUGAGAAAGUUGCAGGUUUCUCUUGCCGAUUUCAGAAGGUUAUGUAUAUUCAAAGGUAUCUAUCCAAGAGAACCAAGGAAUAAAAAGAAGGCAAACAAGGGUUCCACUGCACCAACUACUUUUUACUAUGCCAAGGAUAUUCAAUACCUAAUGCAUGAGCCCGUUCUAGCCAAAUUUAGAGAACACAAGACUUUUGCUAGAAAAUUAACAAGAGCCUUAGGUAGAGGUGAAGUUUCUUCUGCUAAAAGGUUAGAGGGAAACAGAGACACCUAUACUUUAGAUCACAUUAUCAAGGAACGUUAUCCAAGUUUCCCAGAUGCUCUUAGGGAUAUUGACGAUGCCUUGAAUAUGUUAUUUCUCUUUUCUAAUUUGCCCUCCACGAAUCAAGUUUCAUCGAAGAUUAUCGGUGAUACUCAGAAAAUUUGUAACCAAUGGUUAGCUUAUGUCGCCAAAGAACGUUUGAUUCGGAAGGUGUUCGUAUCCAUUAAAGGUGUCUACUAUCAAGCUAAUAUUAAAGGUGAAGAAGUUAGAUGGCUAGUUCCUUUCAAGUUCCCGGAAAAUAUUCCAAGUGAUGUCGACUUUAGGAUUAUGUUAACCUUCUUAGAAUUCUAUUCGACUCUAUUGCAUUUCGUUUUAUACAAACUAUACACUGAUAGUGGGUUGAUCUAUCCGCCAAAAUUGGAUCUUGAAAAGGAUAAAAUCAUAAGUGGUUUGUCAUCGUAUAUUCUAGAAUCUGGACAAGAAGAUAACCUAUUACAACUUGACCCAACUGACGUAAAGAAAGACGUGCAAAUUGAAAGCUUGGACGCAUCGACGUUAAAAUCAGCCUUGAACGCUGAUGAGGCAAACCGUGAAGAAACUAACGAAGAGGAACGAGAAGAAAGGGAACAAGAGCUAGAACAAGAGCUAGAACAAAACGAGGAAGCGGAACUAGAUAUUUUUGAAGACAAGAACAAGAAUAAGGGUGACGUCUUGGUACAACCAAGUAAAUAUGACUCCCCAGCUGCCUCUUUAUUUUCUAAUUUUUCUUUUUACGUUGGUAGAGAAGUUCCAAUAGAUAUUCUUGAAUUUUUAAUCCUAUCUUGUGGUGGUAAUAUCAUCAGUGAAGCCGCAUUGGAUCGAAUUGAGAACAAGAAAGAUAUCGACAUGUCUAAAAUCACUCACCAAAUUGUUGAUAGACCAGCAUUGAAAAAUAAGGUUGCUGGUAGAACAUACAUUCAACCUCAAUGGAUAUUUGAUUGUAUUAAUAAAGGUGAGUUGGUUCCUGCCAACAAGUAUCUUCCAGGUGAGGCACUUCCACCUCAUUUGAGUCCAUGGGGUGAUGCCCUCGGUUACGACCCAACCGCUCCUGUUGAAGAAGGUGAAGAAAGUGAAAGUGAAGCUGAAGCUGAAGUUGAAGUUGCAGAAGAUGAUCAAGAAGUUGUUCCUGAAGAAGAUGACGAAGAUGACGAAGAGUUACAAGCCCAAAAAGAACUGGAAUUGGAAGCACAAGGUGUGAAGUAUUCAGAGGCAGACGCCAGUAAAGAUGCUACCAAGCCAAAGAACAAAAAGAGAAAGAUCGAUGAAGAAGAAGAAGAAAAGAAAUUGAAGAUGAUUAUGAUGAGUAACAAGCAAAAGAAACUUUACAAAAAAAUGAAGUACUCUAAUGCUAAGAAGGAGGAACAAACUGAGAGCUUGAAAAAGAAAAAGAAGCAAAUUGCCAAACACAAAGCUAAAUUGGGUAAGUUGAAUUCUAAAAAAUAG
Molecule: messenger RNA, 1806 nt
Organism: Saccharomyces kudriavzevii IFO 1802
Lineage: Eukaryota; Fungi; Ascomycota; Saccharomycetes; Saccharomycetales; Saccharomycetaceae
Gene: NOP7
Product: mRNA-binding ribosome synthesis protein NOP7
Exons: 1
Coding region: 1-1806 (601 amino acids)
Biological process (GO): ribosome biogenesis; maturation of LSU-rRNA from tricistronic rRNA transcript (SSU-rRNA, 5.8S rRNA, LSU-rRNA)
Cellular component (GO): PeBoW complex; nucleolus
Molecular function (GO): RNA binding
Source: RefSeq, a predicted model, not a curated record